Messenger RNA from Microstroma glucosiphilum, 2963 nucleotides. RefSeq lists its product as hypothetical. The coding region runs from base 212 to 2884 and encodes 890 amino acids. Gene Ontology annotation, cellular component: phagophore assembly site membrane; Atg1/ULK1 kinase complex; extrinsic component of membrane. Gene Ontology annotation, molecular function: protein kinase binding; molecular adaptor activity. The transcript is spliced from 4 exons. The record is from RefSeq and is a predicted model, not a curated record. NCBI's taxonomy places the organism in Eukaryota, Fungi, Basidiomycota, Exobasidiomycetes, Microstromatales, Microstromataceae. Gene Ontology annotation, biological process: autophagosome assembly; positive regulation of protein phosphorylation; piecemeal microautophagy of the nucleus.
CUUGUGGCCAUCAGUCCAUCUCCUCCCUUGCACUUCGAUCCUCUACUCCAUACGUCCUCGACAGGGGCUAGUGCAGAUACGAUCGGUGUAGCAUAUCGCAUCUCGCCUUGCGUUUGUGCCCAGCCGACAGGACAGUCGCAGCGGCCAGACCUAAGAGGGCAGCCUCGACACUUUGCCCGCUCCUGACUCAGCCCUGGUCUCACCAUCAACAAUGAUGAUCAGAAUCAACAGGGCUCACGAUGGCAAGGUCAUAGAGGUCAAGCAGGCGCUGUCCCAGUUCAAUAGCAUUGACGACCUGCUACACGCCAUUUCUUUGGCCACUGCUAUACCUUCCGAUGGCAUCAUCUGUAUGACCGGAGAUGGAGCUCAGCUCAACGACGAGCUUCUCGCCACUCUGUCGACUGAAGACCAAGGACAGACUACUGAAUUCUUCGUCUUCAAUCGAGACUUUCUCUAUACCGACGUCGACGUACUCUCUCAGGAUCUGGCAGUUGAGCCAGCCCUGGCUCCUGCCCCGUCCAGCAUCGACCUGGUCCAGCCACCCACCCCACGCUCAUUAGAGGCCAUUGUUGCUUGGUCUCACUCCAUUCUAGAGUAUGUUCAUUCACACGCCUCAACAUCGCAGCAUCAUCACUCAGCACUAUCUACAAUCCAAAGAUCCACCUCUGUUGCCCUGCUCAAUCUUCUCUCACAUUCGCACAACGUCAAGGACGGAAGCCUCUCGGCCAAGGUCAGCAACGAGGGACAGCUUGGCCGUAUGCAGCGUCUUCUGGGCGGCUAUCAAAGGGAUCUCGAGAUCUUGGGCCUGGUCAGGGUCAAUCCUGCUCUUCUUCCCCCGAGUAGCGGUAGCUCGUCUAAGCGCACCCUUGGCGACUUUGUGAGCCGCGUCAAGAUGGGGGCAGUGGCAGACGCCUGCAACCGAGUCUUCGAAGAGCUACAGAGUCAGCAGAACGAGCUCGCCGGCAACAGCUCUCAGUUAGAAGCUGACACAAGAGAUCUCACCUCCGAGGUGGAAGGAACCAGCAUCGAUCCUUCAACCGAAACACUCGAAGAGGCUCUUCAAGCGGAGACCCGCGCCGAAGAGCUUACUGCGUACCUCGUGGACACCUGUUCUCCGGAUUCGAACGGUUGGCCGGUGGCCGACAAGCUGGAUGGCUCGACCAUAAAUGAAAUCCAGCAAGCGGUAGAGGAGCUCUAUCUCCUUGACGAGGUCGCUCGGGAAAGUGUGCGGCGCCUGACCGCCGACAAGAACGACAUGACGGCUCGCUGUCUUAGCCUGCUGGGAGACAUUUCGAGUUUACAAUCCGACUACGCAGACCUCUCUGCAGGCUUAGCAGCGUUCGAUACAGAGCUGAAGUCCGGACGCGUAGACGGUUUUCGCCAUCUUACAAGACUCAACAAUAUGUUGUGGGCAUAUGGAGCCACGGUCAUCGAGAUUGUUCGGCGAAGAGAGUUCACCAAAUACUUCCUUGCCAAGUCGCAAGCGCUCGCCGAACUGAUGGCAAAGGCGUCUUCGAGAGAGCGGAAAAGGCGCAAUAAGUAUCGCACUAGUAUUGCUGGACAACUCCCAUGGGAGGUCAAAGGCAUGGACGAAGCUCCGCCGUCUCUCGAGAUAUCAACGAGUCGAUCGACUGAAACGACACCGGAGCUGGAUCGUCAAGACCUGCAAGGGCUUCUGCAGCUCAUAGGAGAAAUUGAGGAUACACUAGCGAAAGCCGAUGCCAUCAGUGGAGACUCCUCAGGGGGACCGCUUGCGCGAAGCAAGAAGGACCUACAAGAGCUCAUUGCUCGGCUGGAUAGCUUGGAUGACGAGUUCGCAGUCCUCGUCGAGAAGAACCUUCUGGGUCUUGAUGAAGACUGGGAGGGUGGCAGUGAAGAUGGCAACGGCAGCGACUCCUCGGAUGGCGACAUGAUCAAGAAGCCCACGAGGCGCCGGGUCAACAACGGAAGCCGCGCUGGCGAUGACAUACUCGCGAUCACUCAGAAGGAGAACGAGAGAUUACAGCAAGAGAACAGAGAUCUCAACAAGCAGGCAGAGGCAAGGGAAAUGUCUGAUCACCAGCGGUAUCAGUCUGAGCUCACAGCGCUGAGGUCAGAGUGCAGCGCGGCACGACUGGAGAAUCGGCGAUUGAAGGAAGAGCUCAAUUCGGUCACCAGGGAGAAGGCCAGCGCAAUGAGCGAGGUCGAGACACUCCGAGGCGAUGUAGACCUAGAGCGCGAACGAAGACUCAACAUGCAGGAGGAACUUAGUCUCCUACGCAAAGAGGCCCAAGCUGCCAGAAAGGAGGAAGAACAGGCUCGUCGAGAAGCUUCCGAAGAAGCAGAAAGACUUGCUGAAGCUGAGCUGCAUGUGCAAGACUUGCAAAACGAGUUGGAAGAGGCCAGAGCUGCUCGUAUCGACGCCAGCAAUCGGAUUGAGAGCCUGCUGAGCGAGGGCAGCAACGUUGAGAAGGAGCUUUCAGCUGCGCAAGAGCAUAUUGAAGACCUCCUUGCGCAGCUCGGACAAGCCCGUCAAGACGCUCGAGAGGCACGAGACGCUCAUGCGGAGGCAGAAGCGACCAAGGAGCGCCUUGUGCGAUCUCAUCGUGCGGAAGCAGACGGCGAUCGAGCGAUCCUCGAAGAGAAUCUCAGAGAGCACAGAAGCGAGCUCGAAACGGCCCGUGCUGAGCUGGAGAGGAUCAAAGACACUACGAAAGCGGAAGUCGAAGCUGCGCAGACGCUACGUGGUCAACUACGUGGUGCCGAUGAAGCCCACGAAGAGCUCGUCAAGACAAUGGAGGCAGCGAAAGACGCCAGUGCUGAGGCGGAGCUGGCGAUGCGGCAUCCUACAAAGUCAUAUACGAGCUCUACCUGUGCUGUCUUCUUCAAGGUCAGCUUCCGCUAGCACGCCAGGACCCAUCGAGGAGAAUAAACAAAUCGGUGUCGCAGAGGAGGAGGAUGACGAAGAGGCAAAUGAAGCCGAA